Ananas comosus (pineapple) is the source of this 1829-nucleotide messenger RNA. Its product is annotated as ERBB-3 BINDING PROTEIN 1. The record is from RefSeq and is a predicted model, not a curated record. The transcript is spliced from 10 exons. Lineage: Eukaryota; Viridiplantae; Streptophyta; Magnoliopsida; Poales; Bromeliaceae. Bases 244 to 1440 code for a protein of 398 amino acids.
CAUGAACACCGAUGCCCUAAAUCCGCUCCCGUCCUCUCUAGCUAUCUCCUCCUCUCCCCCGAAACUCACAAAACCUCUCGCCGCUUCCCAAAAAACCCUAGAGAUAGCGUAUCCGAUCACAUUAUACAUCCGAGUACGCUAUUGGAUUCAGAUAUAGUCUUAUAGAGAAGCUCCUUCCCUCUCCUUCCUCGCUUGAAACCCUGAUUUUUGGUGUUCUUCUCCUGAAGAUUUUGGACUGAGAAGAUGUCGGAUGACGAGUUAAAGGAGGAGAAGGAGUUGGAUCUCACUUCUCCUGAUGUUGUAACCAAGUACAAAACCGCCGCUGAGAUCGUUAACAAGGCUCUGCAGCUUGUUGUAUCCGAGUGCAAACCGAAGGCGAAGAUCGUAGACAUUUGCGAGAAGGGGGAUGCCUUUAUCAGAGAACAAACUGGUAAUGUGUACAAGAACGUGAAGAAAAAGAUCGAGAGGGGUGUGGCAUUCCCAACUUGCAUAUCCGUAAACAACACCGUGUGCCAUUUCUCGCCCCUCGCGACUGACGAAACCGUCUUGGAGGAAAAUGAUAUUGUAAAAAUAGAUAUGGGGUGUCAUAUAGAUGGGUUUAUUGCUGUCGUGGCCCAUACUCACGUAAUUCAGGAAGGACCGGUCACUGGGCGUGCAGCUGAUGUUAUUGCUGCUGCUAACACUGCAGCUGAGGUUGCUUUGCGGCUUGUUAGGCCUGGGAAGAAGAACAAGGAUGUUACAGAAGCUAUUCAGAAGGUAGCUGCUGCUUAUGACUGCAAAAUUGUGGAAGGUGUCCUUAGCCAUCAGCUGAAACAGUUUGUCAUUGAUGGAAAUAAAGUCAUACUUAGCGUGUCGAACCCCGAGACCAGAGUUGACGAUGCUGAGUUUGAAGAAAAUGAAGUUUAUGCAAUUGACAUAGUCACUAGCACGGGCGAAGGGAAGCCAAAACUUCUGGAUGAGAAACAAACGACUAUCUACAAGAGAGCCGUGGACAAAAACUACCACUUAAAGAUGAAAGCGUCAAGAUUCAUUUUUAGUGAAAUAAAUCAGAAGUUCCCAAUCAUGCCUUUUAGUGCAAGGGCUUUGGAAGAGAAGCGUGCUCGGUUGGGCCUGGUAGAAUGUGUGAACCAUGAUCUUCUGCAGCCAUAUCCCGUACUUCAUGAGAGACCAGGUGACCUUGUCGCUCAUAUCAAGUUCACAGUCUUGUUGAUGCCCAAUGGAUCGGACAGGAUUACAUCCCAUCCGCUUCAGCAGCUGCAGCCAACGAAAUCCAUCGAGGACAAUGCUGAGAUCAAGGCAUGGCUUGCUCUGGGCACAAAAACAAAGAAGAAAGGCGGGGGAAAGAAGAAAAAAGGUAAGAAAGGUGAUGCCAAAGAUGAUUCAGCUGAAGCAGAGCCCAUGGACGAGGAAGCAUCAAAUGGUGCGGCGACCCAGGGAUGAGAGAUUUACAGUUUUGCCCUUUUCUGUGUUUCUCGCUUGUGUUAUCUAGAGACCCCUUUUUUUUCAUCUUUUUUUUUUUUUCCGCUCCUGUCAUGGCCCUGAAAGGAAGUAUUCUGCAGAAGCUUCUCGGCAAACAGUUUACACAGAGGGACAAUAAAUUCUAGAGCUGCCGAAGCUUUUGGAUCUUAAUUAUACUAAUUUAAACAGUCAAAUUGUGGCUAUGCUACGUGGUUUGUGUUCAUUGUAUGGGAUUUAAUUCAGAUUCUAUCUCUUCUGGACAGUAGGUUUUUCUGUUGAAUCAUUUCGUCCAGUCUCAUGUGAACUCAUAAAAUCUUUGAUUAGCACUUCUGAACGCCGUUCUAUAUUUCCUACCAUUAAAUUGUAAUCAA